Sciurus carolinensis (gray squirrel) is the source of this 2454-nucleotide messenger RNA. RefSeq names its product G protein-coupled receptor 83 (gene Gpr83). NCBI's taxonomy places the organism in Eukaryota, Metazoa, Chordata, Mammalia, Rodentia, Sciuridae. Gene Ontology annotation, molecular function: neuropeptide Y receptor activity. Gene Ontology annotation, biological process: neuropeptide signaling pathway. The transcript has 4 exons. Bases 224 to 1489 code for a protein of 421 amino acids. Gene Ontology annotation, cellular component: membrane. The record is from RefSeq and is a predicted model, not a curated record.
CGCUGGCAGCCUGGUGGGAGCAGAUAUAAAAGUGCUGAAACAAGCCCUGAGCGUGUCGACCUAGAGCUGGUGGCUGGCUGAGUCCGGCUGCGAGGGGGGCGCCACGGUCCCGGGCUCCCUCGGCGCCACAGCCCGGGAGCGCUCUGGUUCCAGCACGGAGAGCCAGUGGGGACGUCCCGACUGCGAGCUCCCGACCUCCCGGGAAACCAGCGGCUCUGGCAAAAUGGUCCAUCACUUCUUGCUGCUCUUCCUCCUCCACUUGGUGCAAGCCACCGAGCGCCCCGAGGGUCGGGCCGAGGAGCAGAACCUGGAGGCGUCCUUGCCCAACACCUCGCACUUCUUCUCCUGGAACAACUACACCUUUUCCGACUGGCAGAACUUUGUGGGCAGGAGGCGCUACGGGGCCGAGUCCCAGAACCCCACGGUGAAAGCCCUGCUCAUCGUCGCUUACUCCUUCAUCAUCAUCUUCUCGCUUUUUGGCAACGUGCUGGUCUGUCAUGUCAUCUUCAAGAACCAGCGAAUGCACUCGGCCACCAGCCUCUUCAUCGUCAACCUGGCUGUGGCAGACAUAAUGAUCACGCUGCUCAACACCCCCUUCACUUUGGUCCGCUUUGUGAAUAGCACAUGGGUGUUUGGGAAGGGCAUGUGUCACGUCAGCCGCUUCGCCCAGUACUGCUCCCUGCAUGUCUCAGCACUGACACUGACAGCCAUUGCUGUGGACCGUCACCAGGUCAUUAUGCAUCCCUUAAAGCCCCGAAUCUCUAUCACAAAGGGAGUCAUCUACAUCGCUGUGAUCUGGAUCAUGGCUACGUUCUUCUCACUCCCACAUGCUAUCUGUCAGAAAUUGUUUACCUUCAAGUACAGUGAGGACAUUGUGCGCUCCCUAUGCCUGCCCGAUUUCCCUGAGCCAGCCGAUCUCUUCUGGAAGUACCUGGACCUGGCCACCUUCAUCCUGCUGUACAUCCUCCCUCUCCUCAUCAUCUCUGUGGCCUAUGCUCGUGUGGCCAAGAAGCUGUGGCUGUGUAACACGAUCGGCGAUGUGACCACGGAGCAGUACCUGGCCCUGCGGCGCAAGAAGAAGAAAACUAUCAAGAUGCUGAUGUUGGUGGUGGUUCUUUUUGCCCUCUGCUGGUUCCCUCUCAACUGUUAUGUCCUCCUCCUGUCCAGCAAGGUCAUCCGCACCAACAAUGCCCUCUACUUCGCCUUUCACUGGUUUGCUAUGAGUAGCACCUGCUACAACCCCUUCAUCUACUGCUGGCUGAAUGAGAACUUCAGGGUUGAGCUAAAGGCAUUACUGAGCAUGUGCCAAAGACCCCCCAAGCCUCAGGAAGACAGGCCACCCUCCCCAGUUGCUUCAUUCAGGGUGGCUUGGACAGAGAAGAGCAAUGAUCGGAGGGCUCCACUAGCUAAUAACCUCUUACCCUCCUCUCAACUCCAGUCUGGGAAGACAGAUCUGUCAUCUGUGGAACCCAUUGUGGCAAUGAGUUAGAGGAGGAGUGGAGGAGGCAGGGGAGGAUCUGCCUUCAGCUGAGGUUGGAAAAUGGCCUAUCCUCUUGUGCAUGAUCUUCACAGUGCUGGAAACAAAUUCCUACAGAAACAGUAGGGCUCUUGAGUUCCUUGGAAACUGCCUGGUCCUUUAGCCCCAUUCGAUGUGCAAACUAAAAUUCAGUUACCAACUAGGCAUCUGUUUAUAAAUUCCCAUAUAGAAAAUGCUAUGAGGUAUAGCACCCUGAAUCUCUGAGUGAGAGAACCAAGGCAACCUCAGCUCAGAGGGGGGCUGAAUCAGUCAAUGGACUCCAACUGUUGGGCAGCUACCUUCUAGCCCUUCUGACUGCUAAGCAUACAUAGAGGAAACAGGAGUCAUCCUUUGGUUGUGGCUGACCCAGAUGUACACAGCUCUGCUGGAAACAGGUUCACUGGCUAGUGAGAUGUUAGCAGUCAGAGCAGGCACCGGGUUUUCAUGCCUUGCCUUCUGAAGUCAUUGGACCAAGAUAAAUCACAAUUUUUCAGUGGCUCGCCUCUAUACAUGACAAGAAAGGACCAAUUUAGGUUCCUUAAAACAAAGAGAAAUCAUUAUUUCCACUUUGAAAAUUUCAGAAAAGCAUAAAGAAAAAAAAUAAAGUCAUUUUUUCAUCCCAUCAAUUUGUGAUCACCUCUGCUAAUGCUGUGAAUUUAUUUGCAGCUUUUCCCUUUGUGUGUGUGCAUAGGUACACUUUUAAAAUUCUGAACUAUACUUUUCCAUUAGAUUGUAAUGACCAACAAAAAUCAGGGGUGCAGCAGAGUAUUUAUGAUCCGCUCUCCAAGAGUAGUGUCUAGGAGAUGUAUCGAAGAAGAGGUGAGAGAGGAACCCAAAGUGAAGACUGUCCCCACGCUGACAGAACUGGUUUCAUCUUGCAGCCAGUAGUGGCCCUGGGUUCAGCUAAGGUACCUCUCCCCAGAUGGUGGCCAUCAUGA